Messenger RNA from Quercus robur (English oak), 990 nucleotides. Its product is annotated as (DL)-glycerol-3-phosphatase 2. The coding region runs from base 103 to 816 and encodes 237 amino acids. Gene Ontology annotation, molecular function: sn-glycerol 3-phosphatase activity. Gene Ontology annotation, biological process: glycerol biosynthetic process. The transcript is spliced from 6 exons. The record is from RefSeq and is a predicted model, not a curated record. NCBI's taxonomy places the organism in Eukaryota, Viridiplantae, Streptophyta, Magnoliopsida, Fagales, Fagaceae.
CCACGCCAAGUUUUCAGUAAAGCUUGGAAGCUGGGAUUUAUUAAAAAAAAAAUCCUCACUUUCUCUGCAAAAACCUCGGAAGAACGAAGACCCCAUUUCACAAUGGCCAAUUCCUCCGGCAAAGGACCCAUCACCCACGUCAUCUUCGACAUGGACGGUCUCCUGCUCGAUACUGAGAAGUACUAUACUGAAGUCCAGGAAAUUAUACUUGCUAGGUAUAAUAAGCCAUUUGAUUGGUCCCUGAAGGCAAAAAUGAUGGGAAUGAAAGCAAUAGAAGCUGCUCGGGUCUUUGUCGAAGAGACUGGGAUCAGUGAUUCUCUUACUGCUGAGGGCUUUCUUGUAGAAAGAGAGGCCAUGCUGCAGAAUUUGUUUCCCAAUAGUGAGCUUAUGCCAGGGGCUAGCCGCCUGAUCAAACAUCUUCAUGCAAAAGGAAUACCAAUUUGCUUGGCAACAGGUUCUCACAGGCGGCAUUUUGAAUUGAAAACACAAAGACAUGGUGAACUCUUUUCGUUGAUGCAUCAUGUUGUUCUUGGAGAUGAUCCAGAAGUUAAACAAGGCAAGCCAUCACCAGAUAUAUUCCUUGCUGCUUCCAAGAGAUUUGAGGGUGGCCCUGUAGAUUCACAUAAAUUUCUUGUAUUUGAAGAUGCACCAUCUGGAGUUAAUGCUGCUAAGAAUGCUGGGAUGUCCGUGGUUAUGGUUCCAGAUCCAAGGCUGGAUAGCUCUUAUCGUGCCACUGCAGACCAAGUGUUGAGCUCACUGCUGGAUUUCAACCCAGAGGAUUGGGGUUUGCCUCCAUUUGAAGUUACUGCAAGCUAAACUUGCGUAUCCCUCCAAGUGGUGUUUUUUCCCCCCUUUUCUUGAGGGAGAAGAUUGAUGAAAAUUGCAAUUAUUGCCUAUUUUUAAAAACUUAAGGGACACCUCGAUUCAGAUUUUGUGAGGGUGUUAACUCAGAUUAUUCUUAAGAUAUUAUUGGAUGAGCAUUCCAUGCUA